This is a messenger RNA of Fonticula alba, 1562 nucleotides long. RefSeq lists its product as hypothetical. Gene Ontology annotation, biological process: protein dephosphorylation. The transcript is spliced from 4 exons. The record is from RefSeq and is a predicted model, not a curated record. The coding region runs from base 163 to 1494 and encodes 443 amino acids. NCBI's taxonomy places the organism in Eukaryota, Rotosphaerida, Fonticulaceae. Gene Ontology annotation, molecular function: protein tyrosine/serine/threonine phosphatase activity.
GCACCCGGGGGGCCGCGCGCCAGACUCUCCCCGCACACCACACACGCACGCACACGCAGAACGCACGGAACGCACAGACACAGAGAAAGAGAGAAAGACACCGGCCCCUGUCCGCCUCUCAAGCCCCCUCCCCCCACCCACUCCCUCCGACACGAUAUCACCAUGUUCUUCAAGGUGACCGACACUCUCUUCAUUGGCGACUACAUCGCCUCGCAGCAGCGCGCCCGCCUGGACCGGCAUGCCAUCCGGCAGAUCGUGUACCUGGGCGAGAUUGCCGAGGUGGCGGACCGCCGCCGGCCGGACGGCUCGCUGCCCGAGCUGGAUGCCGUCACCAAUCUGAAGGACAUUCGCGUGACCGCGGUGGAGAUCCCCCCCAUCAGCCAGACGUGCGAGUGGUCCGACGACGCGGCCGCCCUGGACAGCCAAUCGGCCGGGCCGUACCUGGUCCCCUUCGCCACGCAGGUGCUGGACCUGCUGCGGCCGGUCGACCAGGAGCCCGGCGCCUUGGCCGAUGCCACGCUGCUGUGCUGCGACCUGUCCCUCAGCGUGGCGGCUUUCUUCGCCGCGGCGGCACUGUACCGCGACCUGGCCGAGGCCCCGGCGGACGAGGUGGCCGCGAUCCUCGAGGACCAUGCCCCGGCCCCGGCCGAAGAUGGCACCCCAAUCGACAUCCUCCCCGGCCUGGUGGCCUUCCUUGCGGAGAAGGAGCCACGCGCCCUCCUCCCCGGGGAGUUGGUUGCCCAGCUGCGGAAUUUCCGCGACAUGGGCUUCAAGCUGGACAUGAACAACCCGGUGUACCGGCGCCGGCGGCUGUACGACAUCGCGGCCCUGCGCCAGGACUUCAACUUCGUGGCCGCCGAGCCGAUCUACGGCCAGGACCCGCAGGCCACGCGCGCCGUGUCCAAUCAGAAGCUCCUGCUGCGGUGCCGCCAAUGCCGCCGGCCGCUGGCCGACGCGGACCACAUCCUGCCGCAUGAGCCGCUGACCGGCGGGACGGGGGCCGAUGCCGGGGCCGGGGCCGGCGAUUCGUCGGCUCCGGGGCGCCUGCUGCGCAAGGGCCUCGCCUCGCACCGGUCCUAUCGGGCGGACUACUCGCACUCGGUGAUGGUCAGCCACCAGGGGGACCUGGCCGCGUCGGCCACGCCGGUGACGCACGCCGGGCCGGAAUCCCCGCUGGCCCGGGCCCUGCGCCCCUUCGGCGGGUCGCUCUGUAGCUCCUUCUUCGUGGAGCCCAUGGAGUGGAUGCUGGAUGUGACCGGCGAUCCGUCGGCCAUGCAGGGCAAGAUCGCCUGCCCGAAUGCCAAGUGCCAGACCAAGCUCGGGGGCUUCUCCUGGAUCGGCCACCAAUGCCCGUGCGGCGACUGGGUGGCCCCGGCCUUCAUGCUCAACCGCAGCAAGGUGGACUGCGUGCUGCCGACGCAGUCGCUGGGUGCUCUGACCAGCCAGCUGCGCAUCAGCCGGCAGCCCGUGCCGCGUCCGGGCCCGGCUCAGUGACCUGGGGCGCGUGAGUGCCUCCGCUGCAUGUGUGUGUGAGAGAGAGAGAGAGAGAGGGAGGGAGAGAG